Aethina tumida (small hive beetle) is the source of this 1258-nucleotide messenger RNA. Its product is annotated as LIM domain only protein 3. Gene Ontology annotation, molecular function: DNA-binding transcription factor binding; transcription coactivator activity. NCBI's taxonomy places the organism in Eukaryota, Metazoa, Arthropoda, Insecta, Coleoptera, Nitidulidae. Bases 353 to 1168 code for a protein of 271 amino acids. The transcript has 7 exons. Gene Ontology annotation, biological process: positive regulation of transcription by RNA polymerase II. The record is from RefSeq and is a predicted model, not a curated record. Gene Ontology annotation, cellular component: nucleus.
AACGAGCAGCAGCUUUGUCCCAUGCUAGCGGGAACGUUCCGCAACGUGUGCGAGUCCACCUCAUUGUUUUCAAUUUGAUAACGACGCCAACAUUUAACUUUUUAUUGUUGCUGGAACUGUUGCUGGUUUUUGGUACUGUUUUCGGUUGGUGGUACGGUUUUAUUGUUGAUUUUGAUAUUUGAAGGGGCGUCAGUAAUUUUCCGGAUUUUUGUGCAUGGUUUGUUUUGGUUUUGGGGGAUUGUUUAUGGAUGUCAUUUGUGGAUUGUUGCAACUUAAUUCUAUUAUCAGGAGAAAAGUGGACGAUGAGACGGAUCUGCAAUCCUAAAGUGCUUUAAAGAUCACCGGUUUGACUAUGCACAGCACGGAAAAUGGAACAGACUCCGGAGGAGAUGGUUCAAAUAACAGAGGUUCGGUGGCCCUAUCGUUGGCAGGACCCACUCCUGUUCCAGUCUCAACAACGUCGAAUAACUUAUCAACUACCGGUAUACGAGAAUGUGCUGGCUGUGGCAAACGUAUCACAGAGAGAUACCUCCUCAAAGCUUUGGACCUAUACUGGCACGAAGAUUGCCUAAAAUGUGGCUGUUGUGAUUGUAGAUUAGGUGAAGUCGGUUCAACAUUGUAUACUAAAGCAAAUCUAAUAUUAUGUAAAAGAGACUAUCUUAGGUUAUUUGGGACAACAGGUUAUUGCGCAGCUUGUAAUAAAGUCAUACCCGCAUUCGAGAUGGUGAUGAGGGCAAAAAGUAACGUCUACCAUCUGGAAUGUUUCGCCUGUCAACAAUGCAAUCAUAGGUUUUGCGUUGGCGACAGAUUUUACCUUUGCGAGAAUAAAAUACUCUGCGAAUACGACUACGAAGAGAGACUAGUUUUUGCUAAUAUGGCUUAUAAUCCGAGCAGUUUGGCGCACAUACGAAGGCAAGUCAGUAAUUUACAGCCACCAGGAGGCAACCUAAGCCCGCCAAAUGAAAAUCCAAUAGUCAACAGCCAAUCAUGUUACAGCGCGAAGAGUUUGGACCUGGACGGCCCGUUGCAACGGCCCAUUAACAGCCAGCCGACGGCGAAAAUGACGAGUUCCCAUCGCGGAGACACGACACACAAUCAUAGGGACGACGGCUCAAGCGGAUAUGGUAGUCCCGACAGCGAGAUUUUCGAACCACCCACCAACCACUGACGAUUCCAAUCCCUUGCACCUAAAAGAAGAAGGAAAACUAAAUAGAAAUCACUUAAUAAUCUCCAGAUUAUUUUAAAAUCUGACAUUUCA